GAUAGAACAAAGCAAACCUUUUCGGAAAACGGACGACUAAAAUGCAUCAAUAACACGAAUUUGCUUGAAGACACCCAACUCUCAAGUUUGAACUGGUUUAAUUUUGACAUUUUGAACUAAUAUUUGGGCACAGUGCGAAAGCCAAGCACAUCGGGACAUCAUGCACUGUCAAGCCGAGUUGAGACUCUCCUCCUCCGGGCAGCUGAAAGCAGCCAGGCGUCGCUACAAGACUUUUAUGAUUGACGAAAUUCUUUCCAAGGAAACUUGUGAUUACUUUGAGAAACUUUCUCUUUACUCUGUAUGCCCUUCACUCAUCGUUAGGCCUAAACCUCUGCACUCAUGUUCGGGAUCCUCCUCACUGCGGGGCUACCCCCUUCUCUCAGUAAUCACGCGGCAGCCCCCCAACAUGCCCCCUCACCUCUCCCAGCCCUCAUCUCCCGGCCAGGUUCCCCACCUUCCCCUGCUCUCCCCCCAGCACCACUCCCGGGUCUCCGAGGCCUCCCACAGCGAGACACCUGUCAGCAUCAGCAGCGAGUCAGACACGGAGCACAGCACCACCCGACUGAAGAAACCCAGACGCAGCCGCACCAUCUUCACCGAGCUGCAGCUCAUGGGCCUGGAGAAGAAGUUCCAGAAACAGAAGUACCUCUCCACUCCUGAUAGACUAGACCUGGCCCAAUCCCUAGGCCUUACACAGCUUCAGGUGAAGACCUGGUACCAGAACAGAAGGAUGAAGUGGAAGAAAAUGGUGUUGAAGGGAGGACAGGAGGCCCCCACCAAGCCCAAGGGCAGGCCUAAGAAGAACUCCAUCCCCACCACCGAGGAGAUCGAGGCAGAGGAAAGGCUGGCUGAGGACGAGAGAAUGAGGAUGGCAGCCGAAGGGGCCUUGGCCGACAGAGAAGCUCCCCAGUCAGAACCCCAGGACCUCAGCAAUAUCGCUGGAGCUACAGAGACCUACAAUCCCACGGCGGUGAGCGAGGGUCGAGAGCAGCAAGAGCAGUCACUCCCGAUGCAGUCAGAGACACAUGCUGCCAGCUAAAGAAGACAGUUAUUCAUGUCUGAAUGAAACAGCCAAAGACUGGUGCUGACUGGAAAACAGAAGCACUUACUGUAGUGCCUCAGGAUCACUGAAAAAAGCCUGUCUGGUGUUGAUUAGUCAGUCGUGUUUGAGGUUUGACUAGAGUGGGUGACAUUCAUAGGUACGGUAGAUCUGUUUGAUUUUGCCAUAUCACUUUUGCCAUAUACUGGGAAAAAAAUGGUGUUUUAAAAAUAGUUUACAUGUAGAGUUAGGCGUAUACACAAAUGAAACAUCCAGAAUUGUACAGUGCAUUUUGUCCCUGUGUUUUUGUUUUCCUUUUAGAACAACAUGAUCACCUCCCCAGCCUCAGACCUGCUUGUUAACCGAGAGAGGACUCCUUUAGUCACAUGCUAUCCAGCCUCAGACCUGCUUGUUAACCGAGAGAGGACUCCUUUAGUCACAUGCUAUCCAGCCUCAGACCUGCUUGUUAACCAAGAGAGGACUCCUUUAGUCACAUGCUAUCCAGCCUCAGACCUGCUUGUUAACCGAGAGAGGACUCCUUUAGUCACAUGCUAUCCAGCCUCAGACCUGCUUGUUAACUGAGAGAGGACUCCUUUAGUCACAUGCUAUCCAGCCUCAGACCUGCUUGUUAACUGAGAGAGGACUCCUUUAGUCACAUGCUAUCCAGCCUCAGACCUGCUUGUUAACUGAGAGAGGACUCCUUUAGUCACAUGCUAUCCAGCCUCAGACCUGCUUGUUAACCGAGAGAGGACUCCUUUAGUCACAUACUAUCCAGCCUCAGACCUGCUUGUUUACCGAGAGAGGACUCCUUUAGUCACAUACUAUCCAGCCUCAGACCUGCUUGUUAACCGAGAGAGGACUCCUUUAGUCACAUGCUAUCCAGCCUCAGACCUGCUUGUUAACUGAGAGAGGACUCCUUUAGUCACAUGAUUUCCAGCCUCAGACCUGCUUGUUAACUGAGAGAGGACUCCUUUAGUCACAUGAUUUCCAGCCUCAGACCUGCUUGUUAAACGAGAGAGGACUCCUUUAGUCACAUGAUUUCCAGCCUCAGACCUGCUUGUUAACCGAGAGAGGACUCCUUUAGUCACAUGAUUUCCAGCCUCAGACCUGCUUGUUAACUGAGAGAGGACUCCUUUAGUCACAUGAUUUCCAGCCUCAGACCUGCUUGUUAACUGAGAGAGGACUCCUUUAGUCACAUACUAUCCAGCCUCAGACCUGCUUGUUUACCGAGAGAGGACUCCUUUAGUCACAUGCUAUCCAGCCUCAGACCUACUUGUUUACCGAGAGAGGACUCCUUUAGUCACAUGCUAUCCAGCCUCAGACCUGCUUGUUAACUGAGAGAGGACUCCUUUAGUCACAUACUAUCCAGCCUCAGACCUGCUUGUUUACAGAGAGAGGACUCCUUUAGUCACAUGCUAUCCAGCCUCAGACCUACUUGUUUACCGAGAGAGGACUCCUUUAGUCACAUGCUAUCCAGCCUCAGACCUGCUUGUUAACUGAGAGAGGACUCCUUUAGUCACAUGCUAUCCAGCCUCAGACCUGCUUGUUUACCGAGAGAGGACUCCUUUAGUCACAUGCUAUCCAGUUUGUCUGAGUGUUGUAGCUAUAUGUAAAUCAAUACUGUGCCACAGAUAUAACACAACAUGACAACACUGGUCAUAGUGCCUUUUUCUCUCAGAGGAUAUAACAAGCUUUACCAGUCUAGAAACACCAAGGUUUAUUAAUACCAAAUUUAUAUCAAGUGUUCUUUAACAGUGUUUUACUUUUGCUUAUUAAAAAGAGCAACACUUUGGCAAUCAAUUACUAUAUGCUCUGAAUUACAGUUAACACUGUCGUUGUACUUAUUUUGUCAAGCUUUGAAAGGAAUUGUAUUUCUGUCCAUGAGCUACAGUAUUGUCUUGUUUAUUUGGUCAAUUAACUUGUGUUGUGUUGCUUUACAUUUGAUAGGUUUCCAAAACAAUAUACUGUAUUUCAAUUUGUAUCUAUAAAGACAUGCACUGCAACAUACUGUAGUAAUAUUCUGGAAUGAAAAAUAUAUGUCAGAUAACGACAUACAGUACCAGUCAAAAGUUUGGACACCUACUCAUUCAAGGGUUUUUUAUUAAUUUUUUACUAUUUUCUACAUUGUAGAAUAAUAGUGAAUACA
Salvelinus fontinalis (brook trout) is the source of this 3185-nucleotide messenger RNA. Its product is annotated as homeobox protein BarH-like 2. Gene Ontology annotation, molecular function: RNA polymerase II transcription regulatory region sequence-specific DNA binding; DNA-binding transcription factor activity, RNA polymerase II-specific. The record is from RefSeq and is a predicted model, not a curated record. The transcript is spliced from 4 exons. Gene Ontology annotation, biological process: regulation of transcription by RNA polymerase II. NCBI's taxonomy places the organism in Eukaryota, Metazoa, Chordata, Actinopteri, Salmoniformes, Salmonidae. The coding region runs from base 161 to 1039 and encodes 292 amino acids. Gene Ontology annotation, cellular component: nucleus.